This is a messenger RNA of Alternaria burnsii, 1173 nucleotides long. RefSeq names its product fad dependent oxidoreductase. NCBI's taxonomy places the organism in Eukaryota, Fungi, Ascomycota, Dothideomycetes, Pleosporales, Pleosporaceae. Bases 1 to 1173 code for a protein of 390 amino acids. Gene Ontology annotation, molecular function: D-amino-acid oxidase activity; FAD binding. The record is from RefSeq and is a predicted model, not a curated record. The transcript has 4 exons.
AUGACAUCUCAAACAGACGACCAGCACGUCCUUGUCAUGGGUGCAGGCGUCAUCGGCCUUACCACGUCCCUCGUCCUGUCUCACGCCUACCCCAACGCCAAGAUAACGGUGGUAGCAAAGCACUUCCCUGGAGACCGUUCCAUAGAAUACACGUCUCCCUGGGCUGGCGCAAAUUGGUCUUCCAUGGCCAACGACAACGGACCUCUAGAGAAAUACGACGAGGUGACCUUUCGCCGCUUUGGCGAGCUUGUUGAUGGAAAGGAAGUAUUUGGAUGCCAAACACUGAAGGCUGGUGAGACGAAAGGUAUAGAUGGAGUGAAUGGGGGAGGCAAUGAAGCAGGUUUGGGGAGAAUGGGUAUGUGGGGUGUGUUUGACGCGCCAAUCGAAGAGACAGGUCUUUUGACGAAAGAGACGGGAAAGGUGUGGUACGACCAGCUAGUCGGAGGUUUGAGGAAUUUGGGGGAAAGUGAGCUUCCCAAGGGCGCGACGUUUGGUCUUGAUUACCCAAACACGUUCAGGAUUAAUACGCAGAUAUAUUUACAGUGGCUCCAAGUUCAAGCCCUAAGCAAAGGCAUCACACUCGUCCGUCGCCACUACCCAUCCGUCUCAGACGUCUUGGCCGACCACCCAUCAACUACUCUCCUGAUAAACUGCACCGGAAUUGGCUCUCUAAACCUCUCGGACAUCAAGGAUACAAACCUCUACCCAACACGUGGCCAGACCUUACUAGUUGCCGAGCCUAAGAAACCAAUUACUCGAAUGUAUGAAAUGGAAAGGGUCAAGUAUUUCCGCUCCCCAAAGCGGAUCGAUCCAACGACGACAUAUGUGUUUCCUCGCCCACUGGGCGGUGGCGUUAUCCUAGGUGGUAGUCGACAGGAUAACGAUUGGAGUGCGGAGUGGGAUGAAGAACUUGGUCAAGACAUCAUGAAGCGAUGUUGUGAGUUGUGUCCCGAGUUAGGGAAGCCGGAGGAUUUGCAGAUUAUCGCGAAGAAUGUGGGGUUGAGACCUUCACGCAAGGGCGGCCCAAGGAUUGAGACGGAGAUGGGGAAGUGGAAAGUUCCGGUUGUGCAUUGCUAUGGGCAUGCUGGUGCGGGCUAUCAAUCAUCAUGGGGAUCCGCCGAGCGCGUCCUUGAACUCGUUCAAAAGACGCAAGCACCGAGCUCAAAGCUAUGA